Messenger RNA from Penicillium bovifimosum, 1146 nucleotides. RefSeq names its product mannosyltransferase complex subunit MNN9. The record is from RefSeq and is a predicted model, not a curated record. Gene Ontology annotation, biological process: protein N-linked glycosylation; cell wall mannoprotein biosynthetic process. NCBI's taxonomy places the organism in Eukaryota, Fungi, Ascomycota, Eurotiomycetes, Eurotiales, Aspergillaceae. The transcript is spliced from 2 exons. Bases 1 to 1146 code for a protein of 381 amino acids. Gene Ontology annotation, molecular function: alpha-1,6-mannosyltransferase activity. Gene Ontology annotation, cellular component: mannan polymerase complex.
AUGGCCGUGGCACGCUCCAUGCGCCGCUCGAGCCCAAUAAGUCUCCUGCUGGCCGCAUUGCUAGCAUUCGGCUUCAUAUGCUUCCUACUCUCCCCAUCAGCACCCUCCACCUCCACCCUCUCCAACACCAGCACAAGCUCGCAACAACGGCAAUCCAACGCGGCCGAACACCCUCUCUCCCCUCCAACCAAACCCUUCUUCAAAUCCCAGCCCGUCCGCAGCGACGGCCAUAAAGCCGCACCACCAGUCGUCCACUACGACCUCAACAAGCUAACCAACACCGCCAACUCCGUCGCCAACCGCGAACGAAUCCUCAUCCUCACCCCACUAGCCCGCUUCUACCAGUCCUACUGGGACAAUCUCGAAAAACUAAACUACCCACACGAACUAAUCUCCCUGGGCUUCAUCGCGCCCAAAACAAGCGCCGGCAACGCGGCCGUCUCUGCCCUCGAGAAAGCCAUCGCCAAGACCCAGUCCGGACCAAUCGACAACCGCUUCGCCAGCAUCAGCAUCCUCCGCCAAGACUUCGACCCUCCGCUGAAAUCGCAAGAUGAAAAAGCCCGCCACGAAAUGUCCGCCCAGAAAGCCCGCCGCGAGUCAAUGGCGCGCGCCCGCAACAGUCUGCUCUUUACAACCCUCGGCCCGGCGACCUCGUGGGUCCUCUGGUUAGAUAGCGAUGUGGUUGAGACGCCUGCGUCGCUGAUCCAGGAUCUGACGGCGUUCGAUCAGCCGGUUAUCGUGCCGAAUUGUUUCCAGCGGUUUUACGAUGCCAAGAAGAAGAAGUGGGAUGUAAGGCCCUAUGACUUUAAUUCUUGGGUUGAUAGUCAGGUCGCCCAGAAUUUGGCUGCUAAUAUGGGGCCGGAGGAGAUUCUGCUCGAGGGCUAUGCGGAGAUGCCGACUUAUCGGACGCUUAUGGCUCACCUGCCUGAUGUGAAGAAUCUGGAGCCGAAGAAGAUGAUUGCGCUGGACGGUGUUGGGGGCACGGCGCUACUGGUUAAGGCUGAUGUGCAUAGGGAUGGGGCUAUGUUUCCUGCUUUUCCGUUUUUCCAUUUGGUUGAGACGGAGGGCUUUGCGAAGAUGGCCAGGAGGUUGGGGUAUGAGGUUAUUGGGCUUCCGGAUUACUUGGUCUACCAUUAUAACGAGUAA